AAUGUGGCACUGAGCAGAGUGACAAGUCCAAGUGGCUCCCCCCCGACCCCAAAUUUCCAGCCCUGCUCCCUCCGAGUGCAUCCAGCCAUGAAGGGGCUACUGCUCCGGCUCUCCCUGCUACUACUGCUGCUGCCCUUGGGGUUCCCGUCCGGCGGCCAGCCCAGGAACAGCGGCUGCCCGAGCCCCUGUCACUGCGAAGAGGAUGGCAUCCUGCUGCGGGUGGACUGCUCAGAUCUGGACCUGGACUCGAUCCCUGCUAACCUCAGCACCUUCACUUCCUACCUAGAUCUCAGCAUGAACAAUAUUACUGAGCUACCGCGGAAUGGUCUUUUCAACAUGCAUUUCCUUGAGGAGCUGCGUCUUGCAGGAAAUGACUUAACACACAUCCCCCUGGGAGCAUUUGCUGGUCUUUACAAUCUUAAAGUCCUCAUGUUGCAGAACAACCGCUUGGGGGCAGUUCCUGAAGAGGCACUACAGAACUUGCAAAGUCUCCAGUCACUGAGACUGGAUGCCAACCAUAUCUCUGUUGUGCCAUCAAACUGCUUCAAAGGGUUGGUCUCACUUAGACAUCUCUGGCUAGAUGACAAUGCCCUGACAGAUAUUCCAGUCAAAGCUCUGAGCAGUUUACCUUGUCUACAAGCCAUGACCUUGGCCCUGAAUAGAAUUCCUCAUAUCCCAGACUAUGCAUUUCAGAAUCUUUCCAGUUUGGUAGUUCUGCAUCUCCAUAACAAUCAAAUCCACUCCCUGGGAAAGAGAUGCUUUGAUGGUCUCCACAGCCUGGAAACUUUAGAUUUGAACUACAACAAUCUGGAUGAAUUUCCUGUUGCGAUAAAGACAUUAACAAAUCUUAAAGAGCUGGGCUUUCACAGCAACAACAUUCGAUCAAUCCCUGAACAUGCGUUUGUUGGCAAUCCAUCGCUCCUAACAAUUCAUUUCUACGAUAAUUCCAUCCAGUUUGUUGGAAAAUCUGCUUUUCAACACCUGCCUAAGUUACGCAUACUCUCACUUAAUGGAGCAACUGAAAUAACUGAAUUUCCAGAUCUUACUGGCACCAUAAGUUUAGAAAGUCUGACUCUGACAGGAGCGCAAAUUACUUCUCUUCCAAGCACUGUUUGCAAACAGCUACCAAAUUUGCAAGUUUUAGAUCUGUCUUACAACUGGAUCCAAGAACUCCCAAGUUUCUUUGGCUGCCAGAAGCUUCAGAAGCUUGACCUGCAUCACAACAAAAUUUAUGAGAUUCAGCAUGAUACUUUCCGUCAGCUCACUGCCCUGCGAUCACUUGACCUUGGUUGGAACAAAAUUGAAUUUAUACAUCAAGAAUCAUUUAUUUCUUCACCAUCUUUAAUCAAACUUGACCUGACCUUCAAUCUUCUGUCAUCUCUUCCUGUAUCUGGACUAAGUGGAUUAACACAUCUCAAAAUAACUGGCAAUCAAGCUCUCCAGGAUUUGUUACCUAUAGAAAGCCUCCGGAACUUGAGGGUGUUAGAAAUGCCCUAUGCUUACCAAUGCUGUGCAUAUGGAUCUUGUGAAAAUUCCUACAAACUCACAAAUCAGUGGGAGAAAGUUGAGAACAGCAGUGAGGAGGAAGCUCACAAACAGGAUGCUGGAAUGCUCUCUGGGCAAGAUGAUCAGGACCCUGACGAUUUGCUAACAGACUUUGAAGAAGUUCCUAAGGUCCAUCAUUCUAUCCAAUGUGCUCCAUCUCCAGGACCCUUCAAGCCAUGUGAUCACCUGUUUGGUAGUUGGAUGAUACGCCUUGGCGUGUGGAGCAUUGUUUUGCUCUCUCUUGUCUGUAAUGGUUUAGUCGCCACAACAGUUUUUGGAUCGCCGGCAUUUAUUGCCCCACCAAAACUUUUAAUAGGCCUCAUGUCACUCGUGAAUGCUCUGAUGGGGGGUUAUAGUGGCAUUUUGGCAAUUGUGGAUCUGUGGACAUUAGGCAGAUUUGCAAAAUAUGGAGCAUGGUGGGAAAAUGGAGUUGGCUGUCAAGCUGCAGGUUUUCUGUCUGUUUUUGCUUCAGAGAUGUCCAUUUUCUUACUUACAGUUGCAGCAGUUGAACGCAGUCUAUUUGCAAAAUGUGAUAUAAAACACGGAAAAUCUCUGGCUAGUGUCAAGAUAGCAGCUACCUUCUGUGCGAUUCUGGCAUCCGUAAUAGCAAUGCUUCCACUGUUCAACAUUGGAGAUUACGGGAUUUCUCCGCUUUGUUUUCCUUUACCCUUCGGGGAACCAUCAACUUUAGGCUUUCUUGUCGCUUUAGUUUUGCUGAAUUCUCUUUGCUUCCUUGUAAUGACAAUAACCUACACAAUGCUUUACUGCCGUUUGGAAAAGGGAGACCUACACAGCCUUUGGGACUGCUCAAUGGUUAAACAUGUUGCCUGGCUACUAUUCACUAAUUGUAUUCUGUAUUGCCCUGUGGCUUUCCUGUCAUUUUCUUCCUUGUUGAAUCUCACAGUUAUUAGUCCAGAAGUAAUCAAGUCAAUACUCCUAGUGAUUCUUCCAUUGCCAGGAUGCUUCAAUCCCUUGCUCUACAUUCUUUUUAACCCACAUUUCAAAGAUGAUCUUGGAUUUCUGAGGAAGCAUGGUCAAUUAUGGAGGAAAUCAAAGCAAAGAAGUUUGGCCUCAAUAAUUUCAGAAGAUGCAGAGAAACAGUCUUGCGAUUCUACUCAAGAACUGGUGACAUGCCCAGGAAGCAGAAAUGUUGCAUGCUGUGACUCCAUGAACAAUACUUCCAGACCACUGACUUACCAGAUGAUGGAAACUUGACAGUAGUCAUUUUUGUUUACCAUCAUUUAAUUGUCAAGGCAAAGGACCAAGAAAGGGAACUUCAUACCAGGUUAAACUGGUUUGCUUCAGAUAGUUCUAAACACAAUUUUUUAAUAGCACAUAUUUAUGCAUGACCCUUCCUUUCCCACUGAAACAUUUAACCUGUAGCAGAGAGAUCAAAUUAUGUGAAAAACCUUUACAGUCCAGAAGAUCAGAGUAACCAUUUCCUUCAUUACUCCAGGAAGUUCUCCAGAUGCCAUGUUGUCAAUCAACCACUGCAAUGAUUCAACCAAUAAAAGCCUCAUAAUUACACAUUUUGUUUGAAACCCAAGUUAAUAAAUGAGAAGUUUGAAAGCUUUAUCAGCAGAUGCACUUUGGCCUCAAAACUUAAUGCACAGUUCUUGAAACAGUGAAGAGCUUCCUUCAUGCAGUUCAUCUCAUAGAUCAUUUUGAGUGCUGGUGACACGACGACCAGGAUUGCCUUUUCCCAUAAUAUAUAGACCUGGAGAGAUUUUACAGCAUGGAAAAGGUGCAUUGUACCAGACCCUUAAACUCCAUUCAAAUAUAAUACAAUGUCCCUUAGGUCCUGAGUAAACUUAGUUUCAAAUGUAAAGACUGCAAUAGAUUUGCUGAAUAUAGGCCUCUCACAGCAGCACUUCUGUUCGACAUCUUCAAUUUAAAUUUGUUAUGAAUAAUGCAUCUCAUUAAUUUUUAAUGCUUUGUCUACAUAUUCAACAAUUUAUUGAUUUAGAUGAUAAUUACAAUUCUUCAGACCUUGUCCAUUGACAAAAAAAGUUCCAAACUACAUGGAUCAAUAAGGGAUAAACUUUACCUGUAAGCCUUACGAGUAUCAUGUGUAAUGAGCAUCUCAUUUCACCUUUCCCCACCAGUUCGACCUUCAGAUUCAUAAAUUACCUGAUGCCACAGUGUAGAACAGUCAGUUAAAGUAUGGUUCACAGGCACAUAAGAUUCAACAGAUUCCUGAAAACAUUAAAAAUAUCUGAUAACUGGUUGUUAAAAGGGACAUACCUGAACUUCCAUUAGUGAUUUUAAUGGGUUAAUGUGCCAAACAUUAUUCUGCUCAAUCAUAAAUUUUAAUGAUCAACUAGGAUAGCGGAUGUAAAUCUGGAGUUUAAUUCGCUGCAGAGAUAGUAGGAACUGC
Molecule: messenger RNA, 3922 nt
Organism: Rhincodon typus (whale shark)
Lineage: Eukaryota; Metazoa; Chordata; Chondrichthyes; Orectolobiformes; Rhincodontidae
Product: leucine-rich repeat-containing G-protein coupled receptor 5
Exons: 18
Coding region: 88-2760 (890 amino acids)
Biological process (GO): G protein-coupled receptor signaling pathway
Cellular component (GO): membrane
Molecular function (GO): protein binding; protein-hormone receptor activity; G protein-coupled receptor activity
Source: RefSeq, a predicted model, not a curated record